This is a messenger RNA of Meira miltonrushii, 2860 nucleotides long. RefSeq lists its product as uncharacterized. Lineage: Eukaryota; Fungi; Basidiomycota; Exobasidiomycetes; Exobasidiales; Brachybasidiaceae. The record is from RefSeq and is a predicted model, not a curated record. Bases 451 to 2751 code for a protein of 766 amino acids. The transcript has a single exon.
UUUCCAACAAAUAUCAUUUGCGCUGCUGUUCCAACAGAAAAGGUAUCAUUAACGGUACCGCUUUGAUCUCCUUUUCAAUUUUCCGACUCAAACUUUGCUUUGGGGUUUUGGAACGGAUCUCGAAAAUUACAGAAAUAAAGCUUUGGUAAGAGUGAAUAUUUCAAUAACAUCACUAAGCAUACGACGCUGCCCGAUUGCCAAGGACACCAAUCUUCAUCUGCAACGCAUCAAACUUUUUUGGCAAAACUUGGGCCGCUAUCGUACCCAAGCUUCGGUACCGAAGUAAGAAAACAUUCCUCUCAAGGUUUUCGGUAAAUCAGCUUCCCUCGCUCUCAAAAGAUAUCAAUCCAGCGUUUGAUUAUCAUGCAUCUUUGCUUGGUUUCCGAUACUCUCUAGCCUUGACCUUUAACGUUAUUAAAGAAAAAAGAAAUCGCAAUCGGCUGAUCAACUAUGGUGCUCUCCGUGGAAGGUUUACCAACGAUCGAAGGUUUUCUAUCUUUGCCUGAUUCAGGUAUCAACAAUUCGUCCACCGAUUCAAACCAAUAUCUAUCACAAUGUUCAUCUUGGACGACAAGAUGGUGUAUUUUGCUUAACGGCGCGUUGCAUGUGUAUGCAAAACGUGUACAUGCAAACGAGAUGAGCAUGCCAAGAGCAAUGAACAUUAUUCCUCUCACCACAUAUCAACAACUCAAAGUGUCUGGCGAUUACGAGAAUAGCGAAUGGGAUUUGACAUUGAGCGGAACGCUACCAAAGAUCAAUAUUGCAACUCCUACUCCAUCCGGAUCAAUGGACAAUUGUGCCGCUUCGCCAAGUACGUCAAAGACACUACCGAGAAGUGCAACAAGCGGUAGCUUAAGUGCUAUGUUUAUGCGUUUCGGAAGUGGAAGUACGCCUUCUAAAUCGCCUAAGCAUGAUCAACGAUCGUACAGUCCUUCGGAGGACACUUUGAACACUACCAGCACAAGUACUGCAAGUCCUUCUUCUUGUCGACCUGUGAGCCGUGGGUCAAGUGUGACUUCAUUUGCGCCUUCAUCGUUCAAUCGACAUGCGUCUCUAUUCAACACAACCGGAAGUCGCAAUGGCAGCAGGCGAAAUAGCGGAAGUAACGGCACUCUAUCGCCUGUCGUACAAUCGAAUGAUGAAAUUCCAGAGAAGCGGACUUGGGGUAGAUUAUCAUCUAGAUCGAGAAAGCUUUACAACUUUGUCACCAGCGGAUUGCCAAGUUCUUCUAGCAAUUUGGCUGCUGAACUACGAAGGGAAAGUGGAAAUCAGCAACAGCCGCUUCCUUCUCCCACUUCACCUUGUUCUCCUACCAGUCAAUUCUGGAGUCGAUCGAGCCUUCAGUCUUUUUCCUCUUCCCGGUCACCAAGCAUUGCUCAACAAGAGGAUCCAGCUCAAUUUCUGACAUUAAGAGCGCCUGAUGCAACGAGUAUGGUGCGAUGGGCAGAAGCGAUAUCCACGAGUCUGAAUAAUGAAACUCCCGUCAUUCCCAAAGACCCUUCCCUUUCUCAACCGAUCAGACCGUCAACAUCACGCUCAAGACGAACUCCGCUUACGGAAGUUGCUGAAACCUUUAGCUCCACCGUGCGACCUACUAUUCAGGGAAGACGAAGCUUGAGUAGCGGAUCGAUAUUUGCAAUUAUGGCUCCUUCUUCUAAUCAGGAAAUUGAAACUUUGAAAGAUCGCAAAAGUCCUACAAGCCCACGAAGCGACUUCUCCGUAAGAGCGGCAAGAAGUAGUGCUGACUUAUUAUCAUCAAGUCGUGAUAAUAGUAGUUCUUCUCCUACAUCCUAUUCUUUUGCUCGUCAAGCCAGUUCAUCGCCUUCAGAGCCAAGAUAUUCAACGUCUACCAAUACGACCAUGGCAUCACCUCCUAUGGUUGAGCGGAUUUUACCGCCUGAAGAGAUCAUCGCAACGAUCGAUAGGCUAAGAAGUGAGCGUGCAAAUAAUACACAAGGAUUGGGAUUGACUGGCAUUCAAAUGGACAGCCACAACACCUCAAUCUAUCGAUCUGAGCAAAAGACUCUAAAGACGUCGAAAUCGGCCAUGGGACACUUGAAUUCAAGACAAUCAAGACCGAGCACCAGUCCGGCCUUCAGUGAUGCUGGAUUUAUGCCCCCUUCGUUCAAUUCGACAAAUCGAAUUAGUGAAGAUCAGCAAUCGUUUACUUCUCACCGUGGCGCAAACAUGGAAGCGGCUUCUGCUGCAGCUAUUGCAAUCAUCAGUAAACAAACGGCCGAGAGUGAGAUUGGCAGUCCGCAACUUCUACGUGAGAAUAUCGCUGAAUCACCUUCGAUGGUUUCAAGAAGUUUACCGGUACCUCCGAGAAAAUCAAGGUCUUUCUUAGCACUUGAUCAAAAGAGAGAAAGUGAUUUACCGAGGCUUAUGCGCACACAUUCACCUAAGAAAGAAAUGCGAGUCAAAACAGAAUUAACGGAUGAAAAGUCAAACGAGCAAUUCUCUUUACCGCCUUCUUCUUCGGAUCUCCUACGAAAGAGUGAUGGGCUGGACUCACCCUCUUCUCCAACAAAUACGAAUGUUUUACGAGAGAAUAAUGAAAGUUCAAAGAAUACCCCAAAGAAUACCACCAACAACAACAACAAUGGUACAACCACAAAUAAUAAGAAAUCUUAUAACCUAGCAAAGAGCGCAAAAAUGCAAAAACGUAUUUCUCGUUCGCUCGAGUUGGGCAAUGAAGAUUUCAUAACACGUUCGUCAACAAAUAAGGAAAAUAUGGUAGUGAUAAUUUGAUCGCACAAGAAAAAUGCGACUUUGUAAUGAUUCCAGAUAUUGAGAAAAAGUUUCUAUUAAUGCAUUCAAUGAUGAUAGUACACGGUUGAAGUGUGCGUGUGUGAAGCUC